Messenger RNA from Rana temporaria (common frog), 3594 nucleotides. Its product is annotated as mucin-1-like. NCBI's taxonomy places the organism in Eukaryota, Metazoa, Chordata, Amphibia, Anura, Ranidae. The record is from RefSeq and is a predicted model, not a curated record. The transcript is spliced from 3 exons. Bases 1 to 3594 code for a protein of 1197 amino acids.
AUGGGCCUGUCCGGAAUAUGGGGCCUCCUUAUCACCAGAGACAGAGGAGGCCGAGGAGGCGGCACCACCGACCCACCCAACCCCCGACCCACCGACUCCCUUCCCAGAAUAUGGGGCCUCCUUAUCACCAGAGACAGAGGAGGCCGAGGAGGCGGCACCACCGACCCACCCAACCCCCGACCCACCCGACCCACCGACUCCCUUCCCAGAAUAUGGGGCCUCCUUAUCACCAGAGACAGAGGAGGCCGAGGAGGCGGCACCACCGACCCACCCAACCCCCGACCCACCGACCCACCGACUCCCUUCCCAGAAUAUGGGGCCUCCUUAUCACCAGAGACAGAGGAGGCCGAGGAGGCGGCACCACCGACCCACCCAACCCCCGACCCACCGACUCCCUUCCCAGAAUAUGGGGCCUCCUUAUCACCAGAGACAGAGGAGGCCGAGGAGGCGGCACCACCGACCCACCCAACCCCCGACCCACCGACUCCCUUCCCAGAAUAUGGGGCCUCCUUAUCACCAGAGACAGAGGAGGCCGAGGAGGCGGCACCACCGACCCACCCAACACCCGACCCACCGACUCCCUUCCCAGAAUAUGGGGCCUCCUUAUCACCAGAGACAGAGGAGGCCGAGGAGGCGGCACCACCGACCCACCCAACCCCCGACCCACCGACUCCCUUCCCAGAAUAUGGGGCCUCCUUAUCACCAGAGACAGAGGAGGCCGAGGAGGCGGCACCACCGACCCACCCAACCCCCGACCCACCGACUCCCUUCCCAGAAUAUGGGGCCUCCUUAUCACCAGAGACAGAGGAGGCCGAGGAGGCGGCACCACCGACCCACCCAACCCCCGACCCACCGACUCCCUUCCCAGAAUAUGGGGCCUCCUUAUCACCAGAGACAGAGGAGGCCGAGGAGGCGGCACCACCGACCCACCCAACCCCCGACCCACCGACUCCCUUCCCAGAAUAUGGGGCCUCCUUAUCACCAGAGACAGAGGAGGCCGAGGAGGCGGCACCACCGACCCACCCAACACCCGACCCACCGACUCCCUUCCCAGAAUAUGGGGCCUCCUUAUCACCAGAGACAGAGGAGGCCGAGGAGGCGGCACCACCGACCCACCCAACCCCCGACCCCCCGACUCCCUUCCCAGAAUAUGGGGCCUCCUUAUCACCAGAGACAGAGGAGGCCGAGGAGGCGGCACCACCGACCCACCCAACCCCCGACCCACCCGACCCACCGACUCCCUUCUCAGAAUAUGGGGCCUCCUUAUCACCAGAGACAGAGGAGGCCGAGGAGGCGGCACCACCGACCCACCCAACCCCCGACCCACCCGACCCACCGACUCCCUUCCCAGAAUAUGGGGCCUCCUUAUCACCAGAGACAGAGGAGGCCGAGGAGGCGGCACCACCGACCCACCCAACCCCCGACCCACCGACUCCCUUCCCAGAAUAUGGGGCCUCCUUAUCACCAGAGACAGAGGAGGCCGAGGAGGCGGCACCACCGACCCACCCAACCCCCGACCCACCGACUCCCUUCCCAGAAUAUGGGGCCUCCUUAUCACCAGAGACAGAGGAGGCCGAGGAGGCGGCACCACCGACCCACCCAACCCCCGACCCACCGACUCCCUUCCCAGAAUAUGGGGCCUCCUUAUCACCAGAGACAGAGGAGGCCGAGGAGGCGGCACCACCGACCCACCCAACACCCGACCCACCGACUCCCUUCCCAGAAUAUGGGGCCUCCUUAUCACCAGAGACAGAGGAGGCCGAGGAGGCGGCACCACCGACCCACCCAACCCCCGACCCACCGACUCCCUUCCCAGAAUAUGGGGCCUCCUUAUCACCAGAGACAGAGGAGGCCGAGGAGGCGGCACCACCGACCCACCCAACCCCCGACCCACCGACUCCCUUCCCAGAAUAUGGGGCCUCCUUAUCACCAGAGACAGAGGAGGCCGAGGAGGCGGCACCACCGACCCACCCAACCCCCGACCCACCGACUCCCUUCCCAGAAUAUGGGGCCUCCUUAUCACCAGAGACAGAGGAGGCCGAGGAGGCGGCACCACCGACCCACCCAACCCCCGACCCACCGACUCCCUUCCCAGAAUAUGGGGCCUCCUUAUCACCAGAGACAGAGGAGGCCGAGGAGGCGGCACCACCGACCCACCCAACCCCCGACCCACCGACUCCCUUCCCAGAAUAUGGGGCCUCCUUAUCACCAGAGACAGAGGAGGCCGAGGAGGCGGCACCACCGACCCACCCAACACCCGACCCACCGACUCCCUUCCCAGAAUAUGGGGCCUCCUUAUCACCAGAGACAGAGGAGGCCGAGGAGGCGACAGAGGAGGCCGAGGAGGCGGCACCACCGACCCACCCAACACCCGACCCACCGACUCCCUUCCCAGAAUAUGGGGCCUCCUUAUCACCAGAGACAGAGGAGGCCGAGGAGGCGGCACCACCGACCCACCCAACCCCCGACCCACCGACUCCCUUCCCAGAAUAUGGGGCCUCCUUAUCACCAGAGACAGAGGAGGCCGAGGAGGCGGCACCACCGACCCACCCAACCCCCGACCCACCGACUCCCUUCCCAGAAUAUGGGGCCUCCUUAUCACCAGAGACAGAGGAGGCCGAGGAGGCGGCACCACCGACCCACCCAACCCCCGACCCACCGACUCCCUUCCCAGAAUAUGGGGCCUCCUUAUCACCAGAGACAGAGGAGGCCGAGGAGGCGGCACCACCGACCCACCCAACACCCGACCCACCGACUCCCUUCCCAGAAUAUGGGGCCUCCUUAUCACCAGAGACAGAGGAGGCCGAGGAGGCGGCACCACCGACCCACCCAACCCCCGACCCACCGACUCCCUUCCCAGAAUAUGGGGCCUCCUUAUCACCAGAGACAGAGGAGGCCGAGGAGGCGGCACCACCGACCCACCCAACCCCCGACCCACCGACUCCCUUCCCAGAAUAUGGGGCCUCCUUAUCACCAGAGACAGAGGAGGCCGAGGAGGCGGCACCACCGACCCACCCAACCCCCGACCCACCGACUCCCUUCCCAGAAUAUGGGGCCUCCUUAUCACCAGAGACAGAGGAGGCCGAGGAGGCGGCACCACCGACCCACCCAACACCCGACCCACCGACUCCCUUCCCAGAAUAUGGGGCCUCCUUAUCACCAGAGACAGAGGAGGCCGAGGAGGCGGCACCACCGACCCACCCAACCCCCGACCCACCGACUCCCUUCCCAGAAUAUGGGGCCUCCUUAUCACCAGAGACAGAGGAGGCCGAGGAGGCGGCACCACCGACCCACCCAACCCCCGACCCACCCGAUCCACCGACCCACCCAACCCCCGACCCACCCGACCCACCCGAUUACCCCGAUCCUCCGACUCCGAAUACCAACAAUCCUCCCAUGUGUGCCCGACCCACCCAACCCCCGAACCACCCGAUCCCCAACUCCCUUCCCAGAAUAUGGGGCCUCCUUAUCACCAGAGACAGAGGAGGCCGAGGAGGCGGCACCACCGACCCACCCGAUCCUCCCAUGUGUGAUCGACCCACCCAACCCCCGACUCCCUUCCAAGAAUCCCAAUACAGUAAAAGCUUGGUUUGA